AUGGCGCGAUGUUACAUUUUGGCUUCUGUGCCAAAUGUUUUGCAACAUCAGCAUCAGACGAUGGACACAGCUUUUGACAUGCUCGAAAAUCUCAAGGAGAUGUUUGGAGAUCAAACUAGUGCAGCAAGGCAAAACGCACUGAGGGAGAUUCUUACUUCCAAAAUGGAGGAGGGGACCCCAGUUAGAACUCAUGUCUUGAAGAUGAUGAGUCUUCUGAAUAACAUGGAGGUUCUUGGUGCUGAGGUUGACAAUGCUACACAGAUAGAAAUGAUCUUGAACACUUUGCCAGCCAGUUUUCAGCAGUUUCGUUUGAUUAACAUGAAUAAGAUGGAUUUCACUUCUGUCUAA
Messenger RNA from Jatropha curcas, 348 nucleotides. Lineage: Eukaryota; Viridiplantae; Streptophyta; Magnoliopsida; Malpighiales; Euphorbiaceae. The record is from RefSeq and is a predicted model, not a curated record.